Messenger RNA from Lachancea fermentati, 3657 nucleotides. The record is from the annotation of a GenBank genome assembly. Lineage: Eukaryota; Fungi; Ascomycota; Saccharomycetes; Saccharomycetales; Saccharomycetaceae.
AUGUCAAAUUCAUUUUCGGAUGAAACUGAAACCGAAAGCUCUGUAGCGCCCUCUAAGGAGCUUACCAACAGUAGUUCAAAGUCUAAAUGGCGAAACUCAAAGUGGCCUGUGGGCAAGAUGUAUCAUUCAGUUUCGAAUCUUGCCAAUCUAAGGCGAGAAAGUACAAGCAACGAAACUAUCAAGAGUGGAAGUACAACCGAAGAAACUACGUCCACAAAGGAAUUCGAAGAUGAUUUGGCGAGACCUUGCGGAAUGGCCAAAAGCAUUGUGGGACUUCUGACGACGGCUAGUGUUUAUGCUGGAAUGGGUGAAAUCGAGCAGGCUGAAGAUAUUUGUGAAGAUGAAAAUGAUAAUACUGACUCUGAUAGUGAUUCAACAAUUGAAGAAACGAGCCUACAUUCAGACGCCUUCACACAAGCCUCUAGGAAAGAUACGCUUUUCGAGAUUUCUAUUGAACCCAAUGAAGAUGCACGAUCUCUGAUAACAUCAAGUUCUAAGUACAAACCAUCCAAACUAUUCAAGAAACUUUCCUCUAGAUUUGACUUGGACGAAGAAAAAGACUUAUUUAUCACGCAAUACUCUUGCUGGCUCCUAAAAGAUGUUCUCAUCCAAGGUCACAUAUUUUUGACUACUCAACAUCUUCUCUUUUUUGCAUUUUUGCCUAAAAGCAAUGGAACACCAAAAUUAUCAGGCAAUCUCACGACAUUUAAUAGUGGUAGUUUAGGAGCUAGAUCUGCACGCUAUUGGGCAGUUUUAAAAGACCAUACACUUUCAUUUUACAGCUCUCCCAAGGAACUUUAUUUCCCGAUCCUAACUAUUGAUUUGCGCUAUACAAAUAAGAUUGAAGUAGUAAAGGAAGAUGGAGAAGUGACCGCCGAUUUCAAAAUAUAUACAGACAACAAGACAUUCAAAUUCCGCGCAGAUUCUGAAUAUGCAUCACGAUCCUGGUGCAGUGCCUUAAAGAAACAGGUUUUUGCCUCACAACACUCUAAAAAUGAUUUCAUGUCUAUUAAGAUACCUCUGGCAAAUAUCAUAGAUAUCGAUGAGCAACUUGUCGUUGCCGAAACUGUCACUCUUCGCGUUAGAGUACUAGAAAGCUCAGAGUCUUACGCAAUUGAUGAUUAUUUUUUCAUGUUCUUCAAUAAAUCUGGCAUAACUCUUAAGAAAACUAUAAAUGUGCAAUUGGUUAAUCUAGAGCUAAACGGUUCUGAAGUUUUGAUGGCUAAAAAGCCGUUCCCCGAUGGCGAUUCAAUCAAAGAAGUAUCUCAAAAUUCUAGCCCCCAAGAAUCUGAACAUAGAGGAAGAUCGUUAUCAACAUCUAGGAGGCUUUUCAAACGUGUGCUGUCCCCAGUUUCACUUAGAAAUAGACAUGCUCUGUCCUUAAGUUCGUCACUUUCACCUAGACCACCAAGAAAGGUGAAAGAAAGAUUGAGAUCCAUGACUGAUAGUUUAAUGAGUAAAUCCCCCGGCCAAGGGGAUGUGGAAGAAGAGCUCAAUAUUGACUACACGUCACAGAACGAACAAUUUAAUGAUGAGGAGAAUUUAAGUGACUCGGAAGCUUUUUCAGAGGAAAAUCAUGGACGUAGUGAUUCCCCUGAGGGAGGAGAAAAGCCUCACUAUUCCCGACUGGCAAGAUGGACGCCACGCCCCAUUAAAAACAUGGGUAGUAUGUGGAGUGCACAUCCUGUACAUUAUCAAUUCGAUAAGGAGCAGUUAUUCCCUGGCGAUGACGAAUACUUAACGUCAUCACUGGAUCAACAGAGGGCAAAUCAGCGAUUUAAAUCUCAUUUCUCACUGGAUGACGAUGAAAGUUUACGGGCUGCUUAUUAUACAUAUCUGAACAAAAAUAUUCCAAUAUAUGGAAAACUUUAUCUCGGUAAAUCUGUUGUUUGCUUCCGAUCAUUGAUCCCUCGUUCGAAGACGCGAAUGAUUCUUCCGAUCAAGGACUUAGAAAACUGCUACAAAGAACGUGGAUUCCGCUUUGGUUAUUUUGGCUUAGUACUUGUCAUUCAUGGACACGAGGAGCUUUUUUUUGAGUUUAGUCUGAGAUCUUCAAGGGAUGAUGCGGAGUUCGUCCUUCUAAAACUUCUGGACAUUGCUAAACCAGCAUUGAAAUCAACUGAGGUCGAAAUCGACAGAACUUCGAAGAAGACUGAUAACACCGGAAUCAUUAAGAAUGACAAUUUGACCGAAGCUGCUAAAGUUAAAUUAUUUGAAGACAAAAUAAAUGCAGAGGGUUUUGACGUUCCAUUUAUGAUAGAGGAGAGUCCCUAUUAUAAAACGAGCAUUACACCCAAGAAGUCUUACCGAUUUGGGCUUCUUACUAUCGGAUCACGCGGUGACGUUCAGCCAUACAUAGCUCUAGGAAAGGGACUGGUGAAAGAGGGUCAUACUGUGACAAUUAUCACACAUGAGGAAUUCAAAGACUGGAUUAAAUCUCAUGGGUUAAUGUUCAAGAAAAUUGCAGGCAAUCCAGCCGAGCUAAUGUCAUUGAUGGUUCAACAUGGUUCUAUGAAUGUGGGACUACUCAGAGAAGCUUCGACUCACUUUCGUGGAUGGAUUCAACAGCUAUUGGAAACUUCAUGGCAAGCUUGUCAAAAUUUAGAUAUACUCAUAGAGUCACCAUCUGCCAUGGCAGGAAUCCACAUAGCGGAAGCGCUAGGGAUACCGUACGUUAGAGCGUUUACAAUGCCUUGGACUAGAACUAGGGCAUAUCCACAUGCUUUCAUUGUCCCAGAUCAAAAGAGAGGAGGGAAUUAUAACUAUUUGACCCAUGUUUUGUUUGAAAACAUAUUCUGGAAAGGCGUGAGUGGACAAGUCAACAAAUGGAGGGUAGAAACUUUGGGGCUAGAAAAGACAAACCUUGAUCUGCUACAGCAAAACAAAGUUCCUUUCCUUUAUAACAUAUCUCCAACAAUAUUUCCCCCGUCUGUGGACUUCAGUGAAUGGGUGAAAGUAACCGGAUAUUGGUUUUUAGACGAGAAAAGCACUUAUGCACCGCCCGCUGCAUUGAUCGAAUUUAUAACAAAGGCAAGGCGUUUGAACAAGAAAUUGGUUUACAUAGGCUUCGGUUCUAUUGUGGUUAAUGAUCCCAAAGAAAUGACUAAGGCGGUAGUAGAUGCAGUUGUCAAUGCGGACGUAUUCUGCAUACUCAACAAAGGCUGGUCAGAACGACUUGGCGGAGAUGACGCUAAAUCAAUUGAGAUUGAAUUACCUGAGUGUGUAUACAAUUCAGGCUCGGUUCCACACGACUGGUUGUUUCCUCAAAUUGAUGCUGCGGUACAUCAUGGUGGUUCUGGCACAACGGGUGCCACACUGAGAGCAGGCCUUCCGACAAUUAUUAAACCAUUUUUUGGCGAUCAGUUUUUCUAUGCUGGAAGGGUUGAAGAUAUUGGAGCUGGCAUUAGUUUAAAGAAAUUAAACAGUGAAACUUUGUCGCGAGCGCUUAAAGAAAUAACGACUAACUCACGUAUUAUUAACAAGGCACACCAGAUCAAAGAAGCAAUAGCAAAAGAAAAUGGCAUUGAAGUCGCAAUCAGUUGCAUAUAUUCUGAAUUGGAAUAUGCUAGAAGCCUGAUACUGGCGAAAAGACGCAAAGGUAAAAAAGUAGAUAGCGAUGAUUCCAAUGAGGAAGAUAGUUCAUGGUUCCUAGUUUAA